AUGGGUGGAAAGGAGGCGAAGGUAAACAGGGUUUCGAUUUCACUUGGGUGGGUUUUGAUUGCUAUUGAUCUAAGACGAGAAGGUCGGAGGAUUUGGGGGAACAAUAUUGAGAUCCAUGGUCUCGGGCUAAACAUAUGGCGAGAUUGUCAAGAGGAAUCACAAAAUAUGGGGGAUGACACAGCUAAUUGGGGGAUAUCGGGGCCAAGGGGGAACCGAAUCUCGGGGAUUUACGGAGGACGAACAGAUCCGUAUCUCUUGACGAUCUGGGCUUACAGAACACAGCGAGCGGAUAAAAGGAAACAACCAAUCACUCAGCAAGUAUCGCACAUCAGUUUUGACGAGUAUCCUGGAUAUCUUGGGAUAGAUGGGGCUCACGGUGAUUACGGGGACCUCUUUCUGAUUAAGGUAAUAGGGUUUAAUGUGGAUUAUCCAUGGCAUCCUUGGUUUUGUCAUGAGGGAGGACCUUAUGUUGAUCUGGAAUUGAUAUGGAGCUUUAAUAGCGGGAUUCGUUUGGGGUUCAUGGGUUGUAUAAAGGCGCUAAUGGAGUGGACAUUACAAUCAUAUUCUCAUAAGAUUGCCAUUCACUCUAACGCAAACACAUUGAUUUUUGUUUCUCUCUCAGUGCUCACAAUGGCUCAAGCGGCUAGAAUGGUGAAUGGUGGAUCAAGGGUACGGACGAACACUGAUCGGGAGGUGCAUGAAUCCUACGGUGCAGGAGAUGAAGUCUCUCCUCUUCAUGUUGCCAAGAAUUUGGAAGGUGGAAGAGCGAGUGGCAGGGGCAAACCUAGGGAUGGGCAGGUUCCAGUUCGAUUACGAUGA
Molecule: messenger RNA, 819 nt
Organism: Thlaspi arvense
Lineage: Eukaryota; Viridiplantae; Streptophyta; Magnoliopsida; Brassicales; Brassicaceae
Source: the annotation of a GenBank genome assembly